GUUAAAAAAAUGGGGCGGAGUAGUCGGUUGCAACAGUGGAUAGGGUUCCGUGUGCGCGUGACGUUGCAUGACGGGCGGAUGUUGGUGGGAGUGCUGAUGGCGUUCGACCGACACAUGAACUUGGUGCUGAGCGACACGGAGGAGUUUCGUCUGGUGAAGAAGAAACACACCGCGGCCGCGACGGCCUCGAACCCGAAGGGCAACCCGCAAGAACUGAAACGCGUCCUCGGCCUCAUUAUGCUCCGCGGGGAAGGGGUCGUCUCCUUCGUACCCGAAGCGCCCGUGGACAGCGGCACCGCCGCCGCCUCCUGA
Molecule: messenger RNA, 312 nt
Organism: Gregarina niphandrodes
Lineage: Eukaryota; Apicomplexa; Conoidasida; Eugregarinorida; Gregarinidae
Product: putative small nuclear ribonucleoprotein associated protein
Exons: 1
Biological process (GO): mRNA splicing, via spliceosome
Cellular component (GO): U4 snRNP; U2 snRNP; U4/U6 x U5 tri-snRNP complex
Molecular function (GO): RNA binding
Source: RefSeq, a predicted model, not a curated record